This is a messenger RNA of Mycosarcoma maydis (corn smut), 1503 nucleotides long. RefSeq lists its product as uncharacterized. Gene Ontology annotation, molecular function: NADP binding; N,N-dimethylaniline monooxygenase activity; flavin adenine dinucleotide binding. The record is from RefSeq and is a predicted model, not a curated record. The transcript has a single exon. NCBI's taxonomy places the organism in Eukaryota, Fungi, Basidiomycota, Ustilaginomycetes, Ustilaginales. Bases 1 to 1503 code for a protein of 500 amino acids.
AUGAAGGUCGCCAUUGUAGGAGCUGGGUUUGCCGGCAUCUCGACCGCCAAAUACCUCCAACAGUACGGUCACGAUGUCACCGUGUUCGAAGCAUGCGACGAUCUCGGAGGUGUCUGGUCCAAAGCGCGUCGCUAUCCCGGUCUCGCUACGCAAAACUCCAAGGAGACCUACAGCCUUUCCGAUAUGGACAUGCCUCGUCACUAUCCUACCUGGCCUGCAGCUCAACAAGUCCAAGACUACCUAGAUGCUUAUACCGACAAGCACAACCUGCGACGUCUCAUGCAGUUUGGCACACGCGUAGAGCGCGCGCAUCCUACCCAACACGGUUGGGAGAUCACCACCAAGAAAGGCACCACCACUCAAUCCCACCACUUUGAGCACCUCGUCGUUGCCACCGGUACCUUUUCGCGAGGCAAGAUCCCAGACUACAAAGGGAUCGACGAAUUCAAAGCUGCCGGAGGUCACAUUUGCCACUCUUCCGAUCUCGGUCUGGAUCCAAAGACGGUUCAAGAUAAAAACGUGCUCGUCGUCGGCUAUGGAAAGAGCUCAUGCGAUGUCGCCAAUGCCGUCUCGGCCAGCGCCAACAGUACCACGCUCGUUGCACGUCGUUUGAUCUGGAAGUUGCCUCGAAUGAUCCGUGGCAUCCCUUACCAAUACCUCCUCUUGACACGACUCGGUGAAUCGCUCUUCGAGUACAUCACCCCAUCGGCUUUCGAGAAAUGGUUCAACUCUGGUUCCGGUCGUAUGAUUCGCAAUGCAAUGCUCAACUCGUUACAGUGGGUUGUCACCGGUCAGCUCAAACUCGACCACUUGGGUCUCGUCCCCGAAGGUCCUUUCGAAGAGAUCGCUCGCAGUACCAUCUCACUCUCCACCGAAGGACUGUACAAGAACAUCGAGGCUGGCAAGGUUUGUGUCAAGCGUGAUGCCGAGAUCGAGUUGCUCACCAAGGAUGCCUCGGGUCGACCGGUGGCGGUGCUCAAAGAUGGCUCGACGCUUGCGUGCGAUUUGCUCAUCUGCGCCACUGGUUUCCACCAGAACGUGCCCUUCCUACCCGUCGAUAUCCAAAAGAAGUUUCUCGACCAAAACGACAACUUUCUGCUGCACAAACACAUCCUCCCGAUCGGCGUACCCAAUCUCACCUUCAACGGCUACAACUCUUCGCUCUUCUGCCCCACCUCCUCGGAAGCUGCCGCUCUAUGGAUUUCUGCCCACCUCGCUGGUCUCACCCACCUGCCACCGGAAGACGAAAUGCUACAAGCCGCCAAACAAAAGCUCGCCUGGUUGGACGCAAGAAGCAAUGGAAAACACGCUCACGGCACCAACUUGGUUCCGUUCAGCUUGCAUUCCAUCGACGACACCUUGAAGGAUGUCGACCUCGGUUUGGGUACCUGUGCCACCAUCAGGCAGUGGUUGCUCCCCGUCAGACCACGCGAUUAUGCCGGUUUGGGCGCUAGGCUCGGUAAACGGAUCCACGAGGCAAAUGCGGCCAAGCUGAAACACUAG